CGCCCAUCCUCUGGCUGUCCAAGCCACUGGACCAAGCUGACAGGUUUUAAAUCAUCAAACUCUAACAAACUAUCGCAACACUUACUUUUGAGGCUCGCAGCCGGUGGAGUUGGCUGAUGUUUGCCACAAUACUCGAUCCCAAUCCAAGGUCGCCGUUGAUCGUCUGCAGCUCAGUAUUUGUAGCUUACACACUUAACCUGCUGCCAAUCCUCCGCACGCGAUAAGGCGUCUCAGGACCUAAGCUGUCUUGCCUGUUAUCCCUUGGCCUGCAGGUGACUCAACACUGGCCAGCGCUUACCUGACGCAUCCCACGUCCCUUGACAUUCGCUAUCCGCACGGCUGGCUCAGGCACCACCGCCGCCUGCACGCCGCCCCCACUUCUUCUCGUCUCUUGGCUUGUCUGCCUGCAGAUUGACGGCCACACGUCCGCAUGGCGUCCUCAACCUCAGAUCAGAAGCCCGAGCCCGGGCUGAACGUACCACUUCGUUCGCCGGCACCCGACACAGCCUCUCCACCUCUGGUCUCGCCUCACCUGCCUAGGCGCGCAUCGAGCCAUCAUAAUCGCAACCCCCCGACCAGCGUUUUAUCGCCCAACUCGGAAAAACCCUCUCGACAGAGCGAAGACGAUCCAAAGAAGCGCAUUCGAAAGCUGCAAAAGAAACGCCACAACGGCGCACAUUCGCCCACGAUGGAGAUUCCUGAGCGAUUACGCGAGAGCGACCCCGAAGAUGAAGACGAUGAUACCCGGAGGCCCCCCUUCACGAUGAACCAGAGCAUAUUCGGUCUGAUAGCUGCAGCCGGCUCUGCUGUUGAUUUUAACGAUCGCUUCGAGGGUGCCAGCAGUGACGAGGACGAUGACGGUGCCGAUGGCGACCAUGAACUCCCGUUUCCCAGGGAUAGGCGGCGGAACAUGGCACAGACUGCAAUCCUCAGGAGAUCCAGGGCUCCUGAUGAGAGUCUUGAAGUCGAGAAAAAGAGGCGGAAAGGCUCAGGGCACAAACUUCUGCGAUCUCUUCCACAAAUAUCGCUUCCGAAGCGGUUGUCGUCCCUCUCAAAGAAGAGCAAAUCAACCAAGAGCAAGGAACCGCAAAUCAACGAGGAAGAGGAGGCCGAAGAAUCACAACCAUCUCCUGAAAACUCAUCGCCUACCAUCGAGUCUUCCCGGAAUGAUGGUCGCCUGCCGCCUGUCAUGAGUAGGAUAUUAGAGGCCAGGGCCGAGCUGUCACUUUCGCGACCAAGUCUCGACCUGGACAGGAUAUACGGUUCAAACUCACCUACUGCCGAAGGAGGCCCGUCUGCCCUGGCAAUAAAGCUCAAAGAGAUCUUUGAGUUCGACCAAGUCGAAGCCGUAAUGGAUGAAUAUCCCUGCUGGUUACUCCAAAGCGUUCUGCUUCAGGGGUACCUAUACAUCACCAGCAAUCACAUAUGCUUCUACGCAUACCUACCAAAGAAAGCCAAUGAGGUUGUCAAAUCGGGCUACCUAUCCAAGAGCGGCAAACGAAAUCCCAAGUAUAACCGCUACUGGUUCAGAUUAAAAGGAGAUGUCUUGGCAUAUUACCGUGACCCGUCGAACCUUUAUUUUCCCAGCGGCCAGAUAGAUUUGCGCUAUGGCAUAUCCGCAACAGUCACAGAUAAGGACAAGGAUGGCCUCAACUUCACGGUAGUAACGCACCAGCGCUCAUAUCAUUUCCGCGCCGACAGCGCUCCUAGCGCCGGCGAGUGGGUAAAGAGCCUUCAGCGUGUCAUUUUCAGGUCGCACAACGAGGGAGACAGUGUCAAGAUUUCCUUACCGAUUCGCAACGUCAUGGAUGUCGAGGAGAUGCAGGUUGUCCAGUUUGCUGAAACUUGCAAGAUCCGCGUUAUUGACAACGAUGAGACAUAUGCCAUUGAUGAGUACUUCUUUUCAUUCUUUAGUUUCGGAAAAGAGGCCAUCAAUGUCAUCAAGGCCAUGGUCGAUCAGCGUCAAGAUGGCCAAAACAAUGAUUCUCGAGGUUCCGACGACGACUCGCCUUACGUCGAACCCCCAUCAAAGUCGAGCUCUAUCAGCGGCGGCCGAGAUCGCCCACCCAAGCUGUCGAAAAUAAAUGAUAACGUACGGGCCACACUCGCACCUAUGUCGCCUACUAGUCCGACAAACCCAAGCCCACGUGCCAGUGGUGACUUCAGCCGGAGUAGUUUCGAUGCGCUACGUAAUUUCGGACGACGCAGCUUGGAUCUGGAUUCGGCUGUCCGCGACGAGAGUCAAGUUCGUAGGAGUUUUAGUGGACACCGGCAUGCUCGCUCAAGAAGUAGACCUCGGCUCUCUGAGCAUGAGCCUAUUCCUGAGAAGCAUGGCUCGUCGGAUUCUUAUAUACAAUCUUCCACAGAAGAUCCGAGCCUGGCUAGUAUCUCGGGAAUGAUUGUGUCGGGCAGCGAAGACCAAUCUGCCAGUCAGAUCCUCAAAGGCAGCGACGUGUUUCACAGUCCAACAAUUCGACGCGACGGCUCAGGCUCAAGGAAAGGGGAUAACGAUGAUAAGUCGUCUGACAAACUUACCUCAAAGGCCAGACCGCAAGCAGGAAAUGGGCAUUCUCCUGAUUUCAAAAUCAGCGACAAGCCCUCUCGUCACUCAGAAGGACAGGCAAAUACCAUGGUCUCACUGCCUGCCCGGGGUGCCGGGGCCCUUGCUGGCUACCUCAAUCGCCCACUUUCGCCUUUCCGCCGCAUGAGCAACCUUUUAGCGACCGAAUCCAUGGGAUAUGUCGAGAAAGUCUCGGGUAUGUGGAAGGGUGGCCACCGCCACUACGACGAGGCAGCCGCUCUAAAGACCGACGAUGAGCUUGCCGAGGACGAAGACGAAGAGAAGGUAGCCACUUCUCGAGAGCGCUUCCGCCAGCAUUUUGCACUUCCCGAGUCAGAGAAAUUGGUUGCCACCUACUUUGGGCACAUGAUCCGCGUCCUCCCCCUUUACGGCAAAAUUUACAUCAGUGACCGAUCUUUUUGCUUCCGCAGCUUGCUCCCUGGCACUCGGACGAAGCUCAUCCUUCCCCUCAAAGAUGUUGAGAAUGGACACAAAGAGAAAGGCUUCAGAUUCGGUUACUCUGGUCUUGUGGUCGUGAUUAAAGGCCAUGAGGAGCUCUUCUUCGAGUUUGGUCAGGCUGAAGUUCGGGACGAUUGCGCCAUUACGCUCCUUCAGCAACUAGAGUCAACGCGCUAUCUCCAAGAGUCGGGCAUGCUGGGUCAGGAUGAGAAGGAAGACGCGGAGAAUGCAGUUGCGGAGCGAGAUGCGCUGCAGUCUGCUCGACAGGAAGAGCGACCCACCCAUGAGAUUCCUCUCCCGAAGCAAACCUCUGUAGUCAGCGACGCCCCCACUAUCCUGUUCGAUGACCCGAAGGCCUCCUUCUUGAACUUCAAGCCACCGAACCCGUUGCGGAUCACCUGUCUUACUAUUGGUUCGAGGGGAGACGUGCAGCCGUAUAUUGCGUUGGCAAAGGGUCUCUUGAGGGAAGGCCACGAAGUGCGGAUUGCGACCCACGCAGAGUUCGAGCCGUGGAUUCGAUCUCACGGUAUCGACUUUAGGAAGGUUGAGGGUGAUCCGGGCGAGCUCAUGCAACUCUGUAUUGAAAACGGAACUUUUACUUGGCAAUUCUUGAAGGUUGCCGCCUCCAAGUUCCGCGGCUGGCUUGACGAGCUCCUUUCUUCCUGCUGGCAGGCGUGCCAGGGAUCCGACCUACUCAUAGAGAGCCCCAGCGCCAUGGCUGGUAUCCACAUCGCGGAAGCAUUGCAAAUACCGUACUUCCGCGCCUUUACAAUGCCCUGGACACGGACGAGGGCUUACCCGCAUGCAUUUGUUAUGCCGGAGCACAAGAUGGGCGGCGCUUACAAUUACGUGACAUAUGUCAUGUUUGACAACAUGUUCUGGAAAAUGACUGCGCAGCAGAUCAACCGCUGGCGAAACGUCGAGCUGGGUAUCCCCAACACGAGUCUGGAGAAGAUGCAGCCGAACAAGGUGCCGUUCUUGUACAACUUCAGCCCCUACGUGGUGCCUCCACCUCUCGACUACAGCGACUGGAUUCGUGUGACAGGCUACUGGUUCUUGGAUGAGGGCACUCCUCGGAAGGCUGCCGCAGAGAUUGAGGCAGGCGAUGAAUCAGAAGAGAAACCUACUGACCAAAAAGAUGGAGACAAAAAUGUGGCCAGUGGCAGCAACUGGACGCCUCCACCUGAACUGGCUGAUUUCAUUGAGAAGGCCAGGGCCGACAAGAAGAAGCUAGUGUAUGUUGGCUUCGGGUCCAUCAUUGUCAACGAUCCGGUCAAAUUGACCCAGGAGGUUAUCGAUGCUGUAAUAAAGUCGGAUGUGCGAUGUAUACUGUCCAAGGGCUGGUCUGACCGGAUGAGCACUGGCAGCAAUGCCACGGACCCCAAGCCUUCACAAGAUGGCGAGCAAGCCGAAACUGAUCAGCAGCAGCCUGUGGAGAAAAAAGAAGAGCCAAAGCUCCCUGACGAGAUCCUCCAGAUCAAGUCGGCGCCGCACGACUGGCUCUUUGCCCAGGUGGACGCGGUUGCGCACCACGGUGGGUCCGGCACGACUGGAGCCAGUCUCCGUGCAGGCGUUCCUACUAUCAUCCGACCAUUCUUUGGAGACCAGUUUUUCUUUGGCAGCAGAGUUGAGGAUCUCGGGGUUGGUAUUUGCGUGCGCAAGUGGGGUACCAACGCCUUUGCUCGCGCACUCUGGGAGGCAACCAACAGCGAACGCAUGAUUGUCAAAGCGCGCGUUCUGGGAGAACAAAUCCGAAAGGAAAACGGUGUCGAAACGGCAAUCCAGUGCAUCUACAGGGACAUGGAGUACGCCAAGAGCCUCAUCAAGGCCAAGGCGAACAAGAAUACGAAACAACAACCAAGCAAGCAUGAGGGUCAGGCAGGGGAAGUCCAUGACGACGAAGGCAGCGACGAUGAUACGGAGGAGUGGACGUUUGUCGGCGGCAACGACCCGGGAGAGGGUGGUGCAGAGUUUCCCGAUGCCGCUUAUCGGCGCCAGGAAAGCGCUAAGAGCGGUGACGCUGCGGUCGGUCUUGGUCUCGGCAUUGGUGCCAGUUCUAGCGGAGGAGGAAAGGCUCUCGGAAGCAAGGUCCUCAGUGGCGCCUAAGUGAUGUGCCACUAGGUGGGUACUGUGCUAUGGCAGGUGCCAAUAUUGUUUUCUGGCGGACAGAAGCGCUCUUCGGUGGGGAAGCAGUCCCAAGGGCGGAGACGAAGCGCCAUGAAGCUUUAAUGUAAUAAGAUGAUGGCCUUGGGGACUUUUUUUUUCUCUCUUUUCUUUCAGUGGUCAAUCUGGGGAUUGGGAUGGGCGCGUGCUGCACGAUGCGGCUACCCAAACGAAUGUCACGACAUGGCAUCGACUCAAGAUGCAUUACGACCAGGUGAGGGCGUUUUGGUUCAUAGGGUUGUUUGUGUAAGGCAGACAGGGCAGGGAAUGGCAGGCCUCAGGUGCCCUUUUUCAUAAUUGUAGCCAUAGGCAUAAUUCAUAUCUGCAAGUAUCAUUUCAGCAGCCAUUGGGUGG
Pyricularia grisea is the source of this 5536-nucleotide messenger RNA. RefSeq lists its product as uncharacterized. The coding region runs from base 431 to 5125 and encodes 1564 amino acids. The transcript is spliced from 5 exons. Gene Ontology annotation, molecular function: UDP-glycosyltransferase activity; hexosyltransferase activity. The record is from RefSeq and is a predicted model, not a curated record. NCBI's taxonomy places the organism in Eukaryota, Fungi, Ascomycota, Sordariomycetes, Magnaporthales, Pyriculariaceae. Gene Ontology annotation, biological process: carbohydrate metabolic process.